Messenger RNA from Hermetia illucens (black soldier fly), 2566 nucleotides. RefSeq names its product heat shock protein 60A (gene Hsp60A). Gene Ontology annotation, biological process: mitochondrial unfolded protein response; protein refolding; apoptotic mitochondrial changes. Gene Ontology annotation, molecular function: ATP binding; ATP-dependent protein folding chaperone; protein-folding chaperone binding. The transcript has 6 exons. Gene Ontology annotation, cellular component: mitochondrial matrix; mitochondrial inner membrane. Lineage: Eukaryota; Metazoa; Arthropoda; Insecta; Diptera; Stratiomyidae. The coding region runs from base 374 to 2104 and encodes 576 amino acids. The record is from RefSeq and is a predicted model, not a curated record.
AAAAAUUCAAUCGAAUAAUUCUGUGAAAGCCGAAAAGCAGGCGUCCAAUUAAUAGCGUUCAUUUUUCGAACAAACGUCAAAAUAUUAAAUCUCUUGAGUUGACUAUUGUAAACCACCCACAAAUUCAACUCGGAUGCCAAUUGGAAAUUUAGAACAGUUUAGGCAACGUUAUAAUUCUGAUUGGAACAUAAGCUGGAAAUUGGAAGCGACCAGCGACGAGCACUUUUCUAGAUUUUCCACUCACAUUCAGUUCACGUUUCUGUCGUUUUGGUCGGUGUAGUGUGCGGCGGUCUAUUUUCGUCGAGGAAUUACGACUUGCCAGUGUUUAAUUUAUCAUCAUUAUCAUCGGUACUAAUAAUUUAUAAUUGCAAAGAUGUUCCGACUCCCAUCAACCUUAGCUCGUUUAUCGGCAGCACGUCAAUUCGCUGUUCGAAGAUAUGCAAAAGAUGUCCGCUUUGGACCAGAAGUGCGCGCUCUUAUGCUGCAAGGUGUUGAUAUCUUGGCCGAUGCAGUUGCCGUAACAAUGGGACCAAAGGGACGUAAUGUCAUCUUGGAACAAUCAUGGGGAUCCCCAAAAAUCACAAAAGACGGUGUCACCGUUGCUAAGGCAGUCGAAUUGAAGGAUAAGUUCCAAAAUAUCGGAGCUAAAUUGGUUCAAGACGUAGCCAACAAUACAAACGAAGAAGCUGGUGAUGGAACUACAACCGCCACAGUCCUAGCCCGUGCUAUCGCCAAGGAAGGCUUUGAUAAGAUUUCAAAAGGAGCCAAUCCUAUUGAAAUUCGUCGUGGUGUUAUGAUGGCCGUUGAUGCGGUUAUCGCACACUUGAAGACCAUGUCAAAGGAGGUCACCACGCCAGAAGAAAUCGCUCAAGUAGCAACAAUUUCUGCAAACGGAGACCAAACUGUAGGAAACCUGAUUAGUGAAGCCAUGAAAAAAGUAGGAAAGGAUGGCGUGAUCACAGUGAAGGACGGCAAAACAUUAACGGAUGAACUGGAAGUCAUUGAGGGAAUGAAAUUCGACCGAGGUUACAUCUCUCCAUAUUUCAUCAACUCAAGCAAAGGCGCAAAAGUAGAAUUCCAAGAUGCAUUGGUUCUAUUCUCUGAAAAGAAAAUUUCCACCGUUCAAUCUAUCAUCCCUGCCUUGGAGUUGGCAAAUGCACAAAGGAAACCAUUAGUUAUCAUUGCUGAGGAUAUUGACGGCGAAGCUCUUAGCACCUUAGUAGUAAACCGAUUGAAGAUUGGUCUUCAAGUUGCAGCUGUAAAAGCACCAGGUUUCGGUGACAAUCGUAAAUCAACUCUCCAGGACAUGGCUAUCAGCACCGGUGGCAUUGUGUUCGGCGAUGAAGCAAAUUUGGUGAAAAUUGAAGAUGUUCAAUUGUCUGACCUUGGUAAAGUUGGAGAAAUUAUCAUAACCAAAGAUGACACCUUGGUUCUGAAGGGCAAAGGAACAAAGGAAGACAUUGACCGUCGUGCUCAACAAAUCCGUGAUCAAAUCGAAGAAACAACCUCCGAAUACGAAAAGGAGAAAUUGCAAGAGCGUUUGGCUCGUCUUGCAUCCGGUGUUGCCUUAUUGCGUGUAGGUGGUUCAAGCGAGGUAGAAGUAAAUGAGAAGAAAGACCGUGUAAAUGAUGCUUUGUGUGCGACACGCGCUGCUGUUGCAGAAGGAAUUGUUCCCGGAGGUGGCACUGCCUUGUUGAGAUGUAUCCCAAUUCUAGAUGGAUUGAAGGGACAAAAUGAAGAUCAAAAUACUGGUGUUGAUAUCGUACGACGUGCUCUUAGGAUGCCAGCCCUAACAAUCGCUAAGAACGCUGGCAUUGACGGAUCAGUUGUGGUUGCUAAGGUUGAAGAGCAAAAGGGAGACUUCGGCUACGAUGCCAUGAAGAACGAAUAUGUGAACCUCAUCGAAAGGGGAAUCAUUGAUCCCACAAAGGUCGUACGAACAGCACUUACAGACGCUUCCGGUGUAGCUUCCUUGCUGACAACAGCCGAAGCCGUUGUAACAGAAAUUCCUAAAGAAGAGAGUGCAGGUGGCAUGGGAGGAAUGGGUGGUAUGGGCGGUAUGGGAGGAAUGGGUGGAAUGGGUGGAAUGGGAGGAAUGAUGUAAAGGUCGUAGCUGGUUAAGUUUUGUUUUCCUAAUUUUUCGUAUCUAGAUAAAUUUCAAUUCCAUUUGUUUCGACAAAAUACAGAAAGAAAACUUCGAAUCAUCCAAUUCUAUAAACGAAGUCUGGGUCUCAUGUUAUAAUUGGUAGGAAUACAUAUUAUAUAUGUAUUAUACUUUCUUAGAUAUUGCAAACGGCCUGUUGUAUUAUUGCAUGUACAUAGCCAUGAGUGUCAUCCGUCUGAAUGGCUUAUGAAAUUUUCAUUUACAAACGGCUUCAUUGUAAUUUCUACCUUUUUCGAGUGUGUUCUCUUUUUCUUCUACUUUGACCCAACGGAGUUUAUAAGGCAGAAUUUUUAAAUGCAUUUACGAAAAUGUUGAGACGGCAGAGAUGAUGUAUGUAUAUGCCAUUGCAUUGUUUAGUUUUACGUUAUUUUCAAUAAAAUAUAGUUUUUAUUAUAAAAGAAA